CAGAAUGCCACCUGAAUAGAUAGUAAAAGAGAAUGAGUAAUCCUAGUAGCUCAAAUUUGCAGUCGUCAUCAAAAGACGAACCAGUCAGCUCAUCGCUCCAAAAAAAUGUGAAAAAUGAUGCCCCUAAACUUCGGAAACUGUCUAUUGAUGGCGAUUCAGACUAUGAGGAUAGAGGACCAGAGGAUGAAUCCCUUGAAAUGGCUAGACGUGCUUAUAAUCAACAAUUAUCAGACGCUUUUAAAGAUGGAUUCCGUGAAGGAUUCGACAAAGGUCAAAUCAAACUGGCUCAAGAUGUGUUCAAUGAGACACAUGCUAAAGCUGCUAGGUCACAAGUGCCUUAUGGUCAAUACCUGGGCUUAAUCAAAGUGAUGGAGAGCAGGUUCUUAACCAUCCAAAACAUGGACUCCAAAUCGUCCGAGGAGUUAAAAGCUAUUCUGGACACCAACAGUGCAAGCGUCAACAAGCCAAUGACAAGAGCAGUACUUCUGACUAGGUUAAAAGCCCUCAGAGAAGCAAAGGCUGUUGCGCAGAAUACAGCUCUUGUUAGCUUGAUCAAAGAAACGGAAAGUUCGCUGGCGAAACUGACUAAUUAACUUAGUUUAGAAUAAUGAGUUAUGAGUAUGUGUAAUGAUAGCACAACUGCUUUAUCGCUCUAUGGUUUUGAACAGAUACAAAAUGAGUAUUUUUGAAACGAAAUCAUUUUUGAGUUGAGAUAUCUAGGUCUUGAAAUUAUUUCAUGAAUCAACCAUAGUUUCUAAUAGGGCAGUUGAUGUGCAAAAUUUAAUUCAAUUUGCAGUAAUUUUUUCUUCAA
Molecule: messenger RNA, 811 nt
Organism: Symsagittifera roscoffensis
Lineage: Eukaryota; Metazoa; Xenacoelomorpha; Acoela; Convolutidae
Exons: 2
Coding region: 33-593 (186 amino acids)
Source: RefSeq, a predicted model, not a curated record